This is a messenger RNA of Hydatigera taeniaeformis, 474 nucleotides long. NCBI's taxonomy places the organism in Eukaryota, Metazoa, Platyhelminthes, Cestoda, Cyclophyllidea, Taeniidae. The record is from the annotation of a GenBank genome assembly.
AUGGCAACCAGUUUGUCGUUUGAGUUCGAAAUAAGGAGUGGGAACUGCGUCAUAGCUACGGAUGCCUUCCAUAGGGUUCCUUGUAGCAACGGGGCUAAAGCGAGCGUCUCCGGUGCUGCUGGCGGUGGUUGUGACACUGAUGAUGGCGAACGUCUUGCUGAACUGAGGAAUGUCCUCUCAGUGCAAAAACUCAAGUUUAUCGUGAACAAACUUUCCGUUCCCCGGGAGCAACCAUUGGGACUGAUCGAUUGCUCGGCGAAGAAAUCCAUUCGUAAGGAGCAGCGAAAGACUUCAUCCACUGUAUCACUACAAAUCAUACUUCAGCGAAGAGAGUUGACGUCUUGGCUUCGUCCUCCUUCCAACAUCAUAUUUCUUCCAGCCUUGACUCCACUGAUCGAGUUUGAGCAAACGCAUCUCAUUCUCAACCCCAAAGUCUGCUUCCCUCCCUGUGAGGAGUCAGUUAAGCUCUCGUAG